UCAUGAUGAAACACGUCCUCUUAGGGUUGUUGGCUGCCCAGACAGCGCUGAGCACCAGAUUUGUCAUGUAUAUCGACCAGUAUGUCAAACCCCCUAUAAAUGCCAACGCAGCCACUAACUGACGAGUGCAGAUACCAUACAAAAGACCUCCCCGGCAAAAACCUCACAGAUGGAAUAACCCACGCCGUAAUGGGUUUCGCCAAAAGCGAUCUCUUUACCUCCCAAUCAAACCCCCACUACGAACCCUUCGAACCAGUUACCACAAUGCGAGACCGCUUCAGCCCAGAUACCAAAGUGCUCUUCGCAAUCGGCGGCUGGGGCGACACAGAAGGUUUCGCGGCCGGUGCAAAGGACGACACAAGUCGGCAACGGUACGCGAAAAAUGUCGCUGCCGUUGUUAAAGAGAACGGGUUCGAUGGUGUUGAUAUCGAUUGGGAGUAUCCUGGUGGUAACGGGGAAAAUUACAAGGAUAUCCCGAAUGAGAAGAAGACGGGGGAAAUUGAUGCGUUUCCGAAGCUGUUGGAGGCGAUAAAGAAGGAACUGCCUGAGGGGAAGAUUCUUUCGAUUGCGACGCCGGGGAAGAAGGGUGAUAUGAUUGCCUACACGAAUGAGAAUGGGCCUAAAAUUGCGGAAGCGGUUGAUAUGGUUAAUGUCAUGUCUUACGAUCUGGCUAACCGCCGGAAUAACGUGACCAAGCACCAUAGCAGCGUUGAGGACUCGCGCGAGACUAUCAAGGCAUUCAAGGGUAUUGGGCUGCCGGCUGACAAGCUUAACCUGGGUUUUGCGUACUAUGCGAAGUGGUUCACGACUGCUAAGAAUGCGGAUUGCAAGGCUCAUCCACUUGGUUGCGAGAUGGAUGAACUUGAGACACCCGAUGGCAAAGACACAGGCAAGUCGGGUGUGCUGACCUUUGAGAAGGGCACGAUGGCCACGCCCAACAAGGACGACCUGAAGGAAUCGACGGAUGGAUCAUGCGGAUACGGGACCAUGACAACCUGUCCCAAGGGACAAUGUUGUAGCCAAUACGGCACCUGCGGCACAACUGAUGCCCACUGCAAAGCAGGCUGUCUCUCCGACUACGGCACCUGCAAGGGCCUCUCGAUCAUCGACUCAUGGCGCCGCGCCGACAAGAACGGACAGCUAGAUGAGAAGGCCGGCGGGCAGUACUACUUUGAUGACGAGGUGAACCUUUUCUGGACCUGGGACACGCCCGAUAUGAUCAAGCGUAAGUUCAAGGACGUUGUGGAUGAGGAGAAGAUCGGAGGCGUCAUGGCGUGGAGUUUGGGUGAGGACACGCUGGAUUUUGCGCAUGUUAAGGCGAUGCAGGAGGGUGUAAAGGAGCGGAAUGCGUGAUUGACUCGCUUGGCUGGCUGGCUGAACUGAUGGCUGGGCUGGGUCUUUAUCUUGUCUUGUUUAGCUAUGGUAUUUAUCAUGCCUUAUUUUGGCUCUGUGGUGUUGUUGAAUCGAGGGCGAUAUUCCGUACAAUAGCCGAUGAGUUAAUUAUUCCGUUAAAGCACACCGGCCAUGUCAGC
Aspergillus ruber CBS 135680 is the source of this 1532-nucleotide messenger RNA. Its product is annotated as putative class V chitinase. Lineage: Eukaryota; Fungi; Ascomycota; Eurotiomycetes; Eurotiales; Aspergillaceae. Gene Ontology annotation, molecular function: chitin binding; chitinase activity. The record is from RefSeq and is a predicted model, not a curated record. Gene Ontology annotation, cellular component: extracellular region. The transcript is spliced from 2 exons. The coding region runs from base 100 to 1353 and encodes 417 amino acids. Gene Ontology annotation, biological process: carbohydrate metabolic process; chitin catabolic process.